AUGGAAUCCAUCAAUGUUGCAGUGGAUGAUAAUAUCACAGUGGAAGGAACUGAUGUCGAAGAAGAUGUUGGCACAUCAUUUCAGCAUACUGAUACUUCUGAAAAUGAGGGAGUUAUUGAGUCAAAUAGUGAACCACAAGCACAUAGGGCUUGGUAUGAAAGGCUAAUUGAGUUCCUUGUCAACAAUGGCUACAGAAAAGGAGGGACAAACAAGACCUUGUUCGUUAAAGAAGAGCAUGUUAAACUCAUGAUAGCUCAAAUAUAUGUUGAUGAGAUUGUGUUUGGAGGGAUGUCGAACCAGAUGGUCCAAUAUUUUGUCAGGCAUAUGCAAUCUGAAUUUGAAAUGGGUCUUAUUGGUAAAUUGACUUACUUUCUUGGCCUUCAAGUCAAACAAAUGGAUGAUACUAUCUUUAUCUCUCAAAGCAAGUACGCUAAGAAUAUAGUAAAAAAGUUUGGCAUGGAAAGUGAAAUUUACAAAAGGACACCUGCACCAACCCACUUGAAGUUAACUAAAUAUGAAAAGGGUGGAGAUGUGGAUCAAAGUCUAUACAAGAGUAUGAUUGAUAGUUCGUUGUAUCUUACAGCUAGCAGACCUGUCAUUACAUUUGUUGUAGGAGUGCGUGCAAGAUAUCAGUCUGAACCCAAAAUGAGUCAUAUUACUCAAGUGAAAAAGAUCAUAAAAUACAUCAAUGGGACUAGUGACUAUGGAAUGUUGUAUUUUCAUAAUGAAAAUUCCAUGAUUAUAGGAUACUGUGAUACAGAUUGGGCAGGUAGUAGUGAUGAUAGAAAGAAAACUUAUGGAGGAUAUUUCUUCUUGGGAAAUAAUCUAAUUUCUUUGUUCAGCAAGAAGCAAAAAUAUGUGUCAUUAUCUACGAUUGAUGCUGAAUAUAUUGCAUCAGGAAGCGGUUUCUCUCAAUUAAUUUGGAUGAAGUAA
Molecule: messenger RNA, 933 nt
Organism: Lathyrus oleraceus (garden pea)
Lineage: Eukaryota; Viridiplantae; Streptophyta; Magnoliopsida; Fabales; Fabaceae
Exons: 2
Coding region: 1-933 (310 amino acids)
Source: RefSeq, a predicted model, not a curated record